AUGGCACCCGCCGCAAUCUCUUGGUAUUGCUUCACACAAGAGGAGAAGAAUGAUCUGGAACACUCUUGGAGUCUGGUUGAAGCAAAAAAGAAUCACAUUGCUUGUGAUAUCUAUGAGAUGAUUUUCAAUCAGUGUCCGGAAGCUCGUCGAUUAUUUCCAAAAUUGAAAUUCGUUGGAUCGAAACCAGAUCGGAAGAAUAAUGAAUUCGCGUUCCAAGCGAUGCGUUUCAUGCAGGUCAUCGAAGGAGCAGUCAAAGCACUCGACCAUCUCACUUCACUUGAUGUGAUUUUGGACAACCUGGGAAGACGACAUGGAAAACUUGAAGUCAAUGGAAAAUUCAGAUCCUACUACUGGUCAGUGUUCCUCGAAUGCUCAAUUUAUUGCCUUCGUCAUGCAUUUUCGAAAAGGAUGAACGACAAAGAAGUGGAUCACGUCAUCAUUCUCUGGAGAUAUCUUUUACGUGAUGUCAUGAAGAAAAUUAAGGCUGGAACAACAGCAGAUAUCGCUCACAGAAUGCAUCAAAUGAGUAUUGAUGACUCGAGAAAAUACUCACUUCCAGCAAUACAACACAAGGAAUCAAAUGCUUCGUCAGCAGGUACCGACUUUGACGAUAUUCUCUAA
This is a messenger RNA of Caenorhabditis remanei, 621 nucleotides long. RefSeq lists its product as uncharacterized. NCBI's taxonomy places the organism in Eukaryota, Metazoa, Nematoda, Chromadorea, Rhabditida, Rhabditidae. The transcript is spliced from 6 exons. The record is from RefSeq and is a predicted model, not a curated record. The coding region runs from base 1 to 621 and encodes 206 amino acids. Gene Ontology annotation, molecular function: heme binding; oxygen binding.